UUGCUUGACUUCUUUAUCACCAUUUGCUGUUUGACACAACAAGCCUUACCAUGCUGUUUGGUGUGAUCUUGGGAUUAUCGGGAUUUUUCAAGUCUCGUGAAAAGGGUCAAGCCAUUAUUGACGACUUUCCAUUCAGGCUUUUCUACGGCUUCACCGGCGGGGUUUUAUUCUUAUGCACCGCUUUGGUCGGUGUUCAGGAGUUGGUGGGAAACAACAUAAGCUGUCAUGGGGGUAAGAAUCAUCAAGCAGUCGAUCAGUAUUGUUGGGUUUCCGGCACUCAUCUGGUGGCCAACUCUAAUGACAAACGAGGCUUGGGCAAAGGUGUCAUGUAUGGAGACGAGUCGUGCCAAAGGAGAGAUGAUAGUUGGUUCACGAGCGAUGGGAAAGAAUGCAUUAAAACGCAUAGCUACUACCAGUGGGUUCCCUAUGUUUUGUUAUUACAGGGGUGUCUCUACUUCUUGCCCAUUAUUUUGUGGAAACAUUUUGAACAGGGCAAGUUAUCGGCAGUUUCUGAGGGAAUUCGCAUGGGGAGCACUCAAGGUGCGACCGACAAGGAAAAGGUUCGAAACGUGGCGAACAAUGUGGUUCAAUACAUUAACAUGAAAAAUGCCGGUCAUACCAUUUAUGGCUGGGCUUACGUUCUCGCCCAGUUCCUGAAUGUAUUGGUCCUGGCCUUUUCGGUCAUUUUUAACAAUUCCUUCUUGGAUGGGGAGUUCAACGAUUUGGGUUAUCGGUGGGUUAAGGCCGUUUUCGAUUCCAGUGAAAGUAGUUCCAUGGUCUUGUACCAGACAUUUCCUCGUUUGACUCGGUGCUUGUUCCAAACGUUUGGCUCAGCCGGUGAUCUCACAGAGGAUAGCUUUUUAUGCGUCCUGGCACCUAACAUCAUCUCGGAAAAGAUAUUUGUGUUCUUAUGGUUUUGGUACACCAUUCUGGGCUUUAUUUGCGGACUCAACCUUAUUCUGAUCUUGCUCAUGGUCUUCAAGAGUUCCAGCAUUAGAAGUUACUUCCUCAUGCGGGCUGUUCUUUCGACCAAGAUCAAACGACAUAUUACUUCCAACGAAAAUCUGCAAAAGAAGAUUGAAAACAUGGAGUUCGGCAAAUUCCUCUUUAUCUACUUGUUGGGACGAAAUGUGGAAUUCUUUGCUUACAAGCGGAUUUUGGAUUUGAUAGCGGAACUCCACCAAGAGGACCAGCCCUACAUAAAUGAAGAGGCUCAGAAUAGAGGAUCCAAUCUGCAACGUCAAUUGUCAAAGUCGAAUGUCAAAGAUGUCUCAACCAAUGAACUCUACGGGCCCUUACCUCAAGCGCCCCCGCAAAUCCCGGAGCAUGAGGAUGCUUACGAAAUGUCCAGCACUUUGCCCAAAUACACCUACCAAGAUAAGGACCUUCAAGAAUCCGAGGGCGAGACAAAAUCCAGUACAAGAGACUAGAAUGAAAAUGAUAUAUCAAUAUAUGGGCAUGAUUCCAGUGA
This is a messenger RNA of Tigriopus californicus, 1471 nucleotides long. RefSeq names its product innexin inx3-like. The coding region runs from base 51 to 1430 and encodes 459 amino acids. Gene Ontology annotation, biological process: phototransduction. Gene Ontology annotation, cellular component: gap junction; plasma membrane. Gene Ontology annotation, molecular function: gap junction channel activity. The transcript is spliced from 6 exons. NCBI's taxonomy places the organism in Eukaryota, Metazoa, Arthropoda, Copepoda, Harpacticoida, Harpacticidae. The record is from RefSeq and is a predicted model, not a curated record.